UGGUAUUCAUAACCGACCCUUUGCAACAUAUGCUGGGGAGUUUAGCGGACUUCAACUACAUUCCCUAUGGGGUGUACAGGAUUGCUAUGAAACUUAGAUACAUUCAGAAGAAAACUAGACUGUGUCAUGUAACUACAGAUAUGUGGAAGACAGUGGUAGAAGAACACUGUCUUGAGAACCCUAACUUAGUAUUGCAACCAGCUGAGAUUAGCUCUGUUGUUACGUCCCUUCUCCAGGCUGUUGCACAGGAGGUGGGAGACGAGGUAAUGAUAAACGAGGAUGAGUGUGCUAGAUUGAUGUUAUCUUGGUUUUCCAUCCUCUACCCUCAAUCUGCCCUCACAGCUCUUCAACUGAAUAUUCCUGUUAUCCUUUUGUGUAACUCUGAAACUAUUGCCAAACAUCACCUACUAUUCGAGAUGACGAGGAUGUCAGGGUACGAGCUAACACACAAGCAGCUCUCUCACAUGUUACAUCUCUCUUCUUAUCUCAUCUUGUCAUGUGGCGAGAACACUUCACUAGGUUCCAGUGGUAGUCAGACUGUAGCACAGAGCUGCUUCUACUUCAACAACAUGCCCCUACACCGCGGUGUUACACUACAACAGUAUGAGAGGUGGAUACUAUCAGAACCGGAGUAUUUAGCCUGGGUUCCUACUCUAUACAGACUCAACAUAUCUCAGCACAUGAAGCACGAGGCUAAGUGUGGAGCGUGUAAAUGCUACCCUAUACUGGGGCUAAGAUACCGCUGCUUAAAGUGCGUCAACCUAGACCUCUGUCAGGAAUGUUUUCUGAAAGGGGAGGUGUAUAAAAACCACGACGAAACUCACCCCUUGAAGGAGUACAUCAGACAGGGCACCAAAUCAGAGAGUAUUAAAGACUUGACCGCAUUGGUAAAAACAUACUUCAGACCCAAAUCCAGCAAACCUUCCACAAGGGUACCCUCAGAAGGCAGACCUAAAUCUACCGUGUCUCAGUACGAAUCAGCGGGAGACUACGAGACCAUCACAACAGAGGACUGGUUUGCACGGAAAGGGAGACUCCCUCUCCAGACUCCCCUGCAGUACACAUCCUGCCCUGCUCUUCAGGUUACUGAUGAGAAACACAUGCUGCUCCUUCAGCAACAAAACAACAACCUAGCCGCGCAGGUGGACAGGUUGAGAAAGGAGGUAGCGAUGAACUCUCCGCCCCCUUACCAUACCCAAUCAGAAGUUAUGAGCUUAGCACAGUCGUCCUACUACGAAGCUAUACCAGAACCCGACAAUAGAAGCCACUCUCCUGGCAAGUUGCCAACUUACCCCACCAGACCCCUCUCUCCUCUCCAGACAAUAGCUGAGAUAGCAGACUCUUUCACUACUGACCUAGGACUCUACUCAGGUGAUGACAGAGAGAGACAUCCUGUUAUCAGUGGGGCAGGUAAUAUUGGGUUCGCUAUGGACUCAUUUCUCACUGAGAUGUUCCACAAAACUCCUUUCUUUUUAGCACCGCCCAAACCGAAGAGAACGAGUCCUAACCGGUCAAAAGCGUCCUCCUGUACCCCUCCUUCAAGCAGGAACAGUACUCCUUCUCACAGUGGCAUAGACAUACAGCUCGCAUUCGACCCUCACAACAAGACCCAACCGGCAUACUUGGUACAUCCUACCCAGCAGCCAAGAGGAGAAAACAAUGGACCACUAUAUCAGAAAAUAUACUCCUCAACACCUAAACUUCCCAAAAGACAAGUAAUGGAUAUUUCUUUCACCUGUUCUAGCGUUAGGAGCGACCAAUCUGGAAGUCUGGACGGAGUCCAGCAGAACGGGGACUCAAGAAGUCUAGAAAACGGAGGAGGCGUAAGAAACUGUGGAAGAGGCGAAGAAAACGAUAUAAGGGGAAUUGACAACGGUGGAAGAGGCGUUCAUAAAAAACAACUUAAAAGACUGUCUCCUGGCAACAACCUCUCCAGCUCUGAUCUCGACACAUCCGUGCAGGGCAGAAGGAGGAACUGCGACACAAACGGACAGACGGACAGACAUAGUCUGGCAGACAGCUCAAUAACCCGGAGUAUCAGAAAAGUGUACCAGCCUCCCCCACUUCUUCUCAGAGCUGUGGACAGUGUGGUGGAUGUCAGUGGAAGAGGCGCAGCUAGGGAUGCUGAGUCCUGUGGAAGAGGCGCAGCUAGGGAUGCUGAGUCCUGUGGAAGAGGCGCUGAGAGAGACUCGGAAUCUUGCCAAAGUAGUAGGCUGAGGAACUUCAACGGAAGAAGUGCACAGAGGAACAGAAUAUCUCGGAAUUAUCGAGGUUCAAUGGAUCUCAGCAUAUACGCAGACAAUUCAGAUACCGGAGGAAGCUGUGCUCUCUACAAUUCAUCCAGCAGAAUAUUAUCUUCAAAAUAUGUUGUUUAGGAAAUUCCACAUUUUAUAUUUCUAGAUAUUUCUAGAUCGAAGGCAUUCAAAUUAAUUAAGGCGCACACUAUAGUCUAUAUCUCCACAGAAAGCACAUCAAAUUUUGAAUUUGAUAGUAUAAAAUAGUUAUAUAUAACUUGCUUAAUAAUAAUUAUAAGUUGACGUGUGCACUGUGCCGACCAAAAUUGAACGGGGAAUCGUUUAAGCUCCCUUUCUAGGCACCUCGACAAAAGUUACUGACGCUAUAUAUUAGAUAUUGUGCUUGGAUAUAGUUAUACAGUAGCGUAACGUUUUUGAGUUUGUCAUUCUCUUUCAAAAGUAUUCAAGUGAUUUGACGAUUUGUUUACCUAGCUUGCUAGUCUACAGCUCGCUCUUCUGUUCAUGUUAAUUGACGAUGUCAAUUCAUCGCAGCUCAGCGAGGCACAGUUAGCGAGGCACAAGUAGCGCAUCUCGCCGAUCUAGUUGUGAGAAGCCUCAUUGAGUGCGCUGCGCAGCACAGUAACGCAUCGCGCUACUUAAGUUCAUGAAGCUUAAAAAGAGCGCCACGCACAGGGACUACUACAAGUACAAGUUUAACGGGUGAUACUCGUAAAAUGUCUGUUCCAUAUAUUGGACGGCCGUCGACGAGUCCAACAAUAUAAACGGCACCGCGCCAAUUGUUUAUGGUUUACAAUUACAACUUAAUUAGAUUUAGAGAUUGCUGCAUCCUCAAGGAUUUUAAUUAUGCUUUACAUUUUUGAAGUAAGAUGAUACUUAUAUAACUGAAUUGCGAUUUGAUUUUGAACUCUUGUCAUUUGUAAAUAUGUAGCCUAGCUUAACUGUGAACAGAUUUACAAUUCCAUUUCCAAGUUAG
This is a messenger RNA of Bolinopsis microptera, 3228 nucleotides long. Its product is annotated as dystrophin-like. Lineage: Eukaryota; Metazoa; Ctenophora; Tentaculata; Lobata; Bolinopsidae. The transcript is spliced from 18 exons. Bases 30 to 2375 code for a protein of 781 amino acids. Gene Ontology annotation, cellular component: plasma membrane. Gene Ontology annotation, biological process: synaptic signaling. The record is from RefSeq and is a predicted model, not a curated record. Gene Ontology annotation, molecular function: zinc ion binding.